GAGAAAUAAGUCUUCCAGUAGAUUCAUUGAGAUGCAAUCAAUGGAAAUUAUAUCCCUACUUCUCGCUUCUCGUAAUCGUUUUAAGAAAAUGACUCCCAAUUAAACCAAUAGGAGAUAAACGGCUGAAAAGACGGCACGAUUUAUUGUCAGUUCUAAAGAUAAUUUCAGAAGGGCGUCGUGGAUUUCCGAAUGUCCCUCGUUGCAGAGACUCUCAGUUCGCCUCUGGCAUAGGACUCUUGCUUAGGAUCUUUUGAAGCACAACGGAACCUCACGUACUGUGGCAGUUAUGUGGAAAAAGCAGAGGGAGGCGGGACGUUAACAUGGCUAUAUAAUUCAUUUCUUUUUAAAGUACUUUUCGUGUUUAUAUUUUAUUUCGCUCUUCGUGGGAUGCCAGUCUCUCCAAUUAACAUCGAUUUUCUCGGGGGCUGUGGAAAAGGCUCUGGACUAUGGGCUCCAAUCACUCCCACAAAACUCCAGUGUUUGAUGAAAACGAAGACGUUAACUUUGACCAUUUCCAAAUCCUCAGAGCCAUUGGAAAGGGUAGUUUCGGAAAGGUUUGCAUUGUGCAAAAGAGAGACACCAAGAAAAUGUACGCAAUGAAGUACAUGAAUAAGCAGAAAUGCAUUGAAAGAGAUGAGGUACGCAAUGUCUUUAGAGAACUGCAGAUUAUGCAAGGUCUGGAACAUCCAUUCCUGGUGAAUCUUUGGUAUUCAUUUCAAGAUGAAGAGGACAUGUUUAUGGUUGUGGAUCUUUUAUUAGGAGGAGACCUGCGUUAUCAUCUACAGCAAAAUGUGCAUUUUAAAGAAGACACUGUAAAACUUUAUAUCUGUGAAUUAGCACUUGCUCUUUACUACUUGCAAUGCUGUCAUAUAAUCCAUCGAGAUAUUAAACCCGAUAACAUACUACUUGAUGAGCAUGGUCACGUUCAUAUUACUGAUUUCAACAUUGCUACUGUGCUCAAAGACUCUGAGACGGCUACGUCAAUGGCAGGAACUAAACCUUAUAUGGCUCCAGAGAUUUUCCAUUCUUUCCUGGAAGGAGGUCCUGGUUAUUCUUAUCCUGUUGAUUGGUGGUCCUUGGGAAUAACUGCUUAUGAACUUCUGCGAGGUUGGCGACCUUACGACAUUCAUUCCAGCACCCCGGUGGAUGAAAUUCUCAACCUAUUCCGUGCGGAGCGAGUACACUAUUCUUCAACCUGGUCAAAAGGCAUGGUGUCACUGCUUAGAAAGCUUCUUGCCAAAGACCCAGAAUGUCGACUUUCAAGUGUUGCAGACAUCCAGAGUUUGCCCUACCUGGCUGAUGUGAACUGGGAUGCUGUUUUAGAAAAGACUGUUUCUCCUGGAUUCAUACCAAAUAAAGGAAGAUUAAACUGUGAUCCUACAUUUGAACUGGAAGAAAUGAUUCUUGAGUCCAAACCCCUUCACAAAAAGAAGAAACGCUUAGCAAAAAGCAAAUCAAAAGAUGGCACAAAAGAAGCGUGUCCUUUGCCUGCCCAUCUGCAGCAGUGUCUGGAAACGGUACGGCAGGAGUUCAUCAUUUUUAACAGAGAAAAAUUGAGAAAAAAAGCACAAAGCAUUGAGGUUGACAGUUCUGACAUGGAAUCUUCCAAUCCAAUGCAGGAGAAAGUGCAAGAUGGUCGUAACAACAACACCCUCCUGCCAACUGACAACAAUGCUGUCUACUGUAGUUAAUUAGGAAAGUAAUGACUGACACAGGUGCCAGAAUAUUCCGAGGCUUGGAAUUCUUCUCUUUUUACUUUGAAUCUGCCUUCUUUUCCAAACCUGUCCACCGACAGGCAGCACACACCGUUAGGGUGCAUGCAUUAUUAUAAACCUGUUGAAAUGGCCAUCGAGCAAAGUCUGUAGUGCUGUUUGUCAAGGUGGACCACAGCCUAUUUGUCGCAGUGAUGAAUAGAGUUUGGUUUGGAAAAGAAUGGCGGAUUUAAGAACCUUUUUUUUUUAUCUAGCCUUAAAACAUUAGUCCAUGAUGUCAUCCAGACCACCCUGUAUGCCAUGGGUGUUCAUGGCAUCGGUUAACUGUGCUCUAAUGACCUCUAUCUGUGCAGCGCCAAAAGGUAUUUUUUAAUUCUUACUUACUUGUUUAUUUUUACCAUACCAAAUAUUAGGGAACAAAAGGCAGCAGUGUACAAAUUAAAGAGGUGAAAUCUAGAACCAGAUGAGUGGGAUUGUAUGUCCUCCACUCAGCUUGAAUGUAAUGUAGCAAAAUACAUUAGAUGUUUAAUAAUUUUUGUUCUUUUUAGGUAAGCACAAGAAAUUCUUAAGAAAAUGAGUAAAGCAAAUGCAGCUAUCAGCCCACUCGUUUUUCAUUUUAUUAUAUUUUCUACAUCAUGGGUUGUUCCCCAUAAGCAUUUUAUGAACCCAAAGGGUUUAAAAUAACAUUUAGCAUGAUUACGUAAUGUCUGUUAUCUGAAUUGUUCCAUAGAAACUGAUGUAUGAAGCUUCGAUGUUUGCGCCAUUUCUUACAAAGCUCAUUGUGUGCCUCAUGUUGUUGAGUACUGUGUGUUUGGGGCUCCACCUGCAUUAUGUUUCUCCUUUUCUGUCUAACAAUGUGAAAUUCCAUAGGCUGGUUUAGCCCACGUACAGGG
Molecule: messenger RNA, 2605 nt
Organism: Erpetoichthys calabaricus (reedfish)
Lineage: Eukaryota; Metazoa; Chordata; Cladistia; Polypteriformes; Polypteridae
Product: serine/threonine-protein kinase 32B-like
Exons: 12
Coding region: 447-1691 (414 amino acids)
Biological process (GO): G protein-coupled receptor signaling pathway; regulation of signal transduction; protein phosphorylation
Molecular function (GO): ATP binding; G protein-coupled receptor kinase activity; G protein-coupled receptor binding
Source: RefSeq, a predicted model, not a curated record